CGCAUGCGCGUUUAAUGUCUACGUCAGCUCUUCUCUACUAACAAGCUGCCUGAAAGCUACGUGGCUCUCACUCCUCUGACAGCCUUCUCAUCAAACACGACCUCAGAAACAGCCUAAACACCAUGGAUCAGGUAAUGCAGUUUGUUGAGCCCAGCCGGCAAUUCGUCAAGGAUUCCAUAAGGCUCGUAAAAAGAUGCACAAAACCCGACAGAAAAGAAUUCCAGAAGAUUGCCAUGGCCACAGCGAUUGGAUUUGCCAUCAUGGGUUUCAUUGGUUUCUUUGUGAAACUCAUUCACAUCCCCAUCAACAACAUCAUUGUUGGUGGUUAAAUCCUGGUCAAGAACAAAAAAAAAAAAACGCAAACUUCAAUACGUAUGGACUGGAGAUGGAUCUGUAAAGUGUUAUUGGGCUGGUGUGAUUGGGACUGAAGGGAUGGCAUUUUUACAUUCUGUGCACAACAUUUGUAUUUUGCUGUGUAAAUAAAACAAAUGAAAACCCACA
Molecule: messenger RNA, 501 nt
Organism: Toxotes jaculatrix (banded archerfish)
Lineage: Eukaryota; Metazoa; Chordata; Actinopteri; Toxotidae
Gene: sec61g
Product: SEC61 translocon subunit gamma
Exons: 4
Coding region: 123-329 (68 amino acids)
Biological process (GO): post-translational protein targeting to membrane, translocation; protein targeting
Cellular component (GO): Ssh1 translocon complex; membrane
Molecular function (GO): transmembrane protein transporter activity
Source: RefSeq, a predicted model, not a curated record